Anguilla anguilla (European eel) is the source of this 4230-nucleotide messenger RNA. It is a transcript of the gene mtf2, whose product is annotated as metal response element binding transcription factor 2. Gene Ontology annotation, biological process: chromatin organization; regulation of DNA-templated transcription. The record is from RefSeq and is a predicted model, not a curated record. NCBI's taxonomy places the organism in Eukaryota, Metazoa, Chordata, Actinopteri, Anguilliformes, Anguillidae. The transcript has 16 exons. Gene Ontology annotation, molecular function: chromatin binding; DNA binding. Gene Ontology annotation, cellular component: nucleus. Bases 228 to 2096 code for a protein of 622 amino acids.
CAACCGAAUCUCAGCGGGAAACCAAAAUGGCGAAUGCGCUGGGAGAGAACGACCCGUUUGUAAUUUUCUAAAAAAAAAAAUAUUUUCGAGCUCGGGAAACCGAAGAGAAAGGAUCUGCGGGUUUAUUAGCAUAAACACAAGACUGCGCGCUGAGGAGAAGACUACAAUUAUCGGUUUAGACCGAUUUGUUAAAUAUAUGAAACAUUUUGACUCCCUGAAGUGACCGAAUGAGAGACGCAACGGGAGCAGCGAACUUGUCUGACCUCCAAAAAUCGCAUUCCCAUCGACAAAACAAGUCGCCUGCGUCCCCGGCCAAACUCUCUUUCAAGGAUGGGAAAAGGGGCACCACGAAACUUGCGAGCAAAUUUGAAGAGGGACAAGAUGUCCUAGCUCGCUGGUCGGAUGGCUUGUUUUAUCUGGGAACUAUCACGAAGAUAAACAAACAAAACCAGAGCUGCUUUGUUGUUUUUGAAGAUCGUUCAAAAUCCUGGGUUCUUUGGAAGGACAUUCAAACGGUUGACAGACCUCAGGGUUUGUGGCCUUACACAAACUGUAAGUUGAACGAGGCGUCCGGGGACGAGAUUAGGGAAGGGGCCAGCGGGGGCGGCGAGAUGGUCUGCACGAUAUGCCAGGAAGAAAGCUCCGAGCCUCCCAACGAGAUCGUCAUCUGUGACAAGUGUGGCCAGGGCUAUCACCAGCUCUGUCACGCUCCCAACAUCGACUCCAGCGUGAUCGCCUCCGACGACAAGUGGCUCUGCCGACAGUGCGUGUUCGCUACGACGACAAAGAGGGGCGGCGCGCUGAAGAAGGGGCCGAACGCCAAGGCCCUUCAGGAGAUGAAGCAGUCGCUGCCCUACGCCCUGGAGGAUCUGGUGUGGGACCAGGGUCACAAGACAAACAUCCAGCAGUGCUACUGCUACUGUGGAGGCCCAGGAGACUGGUAUCUGAAGAUGUUGCAGUGCAGCAGGUGUAAGCAGUGGUUUCACGAGGCCUGCAUUCAGUGCUUUCAGAAGCCCAUGCUCUUUGGAGACAGGUUCUAUCUAUUUAUUUGUUCAGUUUGCAAUUCUGGACCAGAGUACCUCAAACGUCUACCUUUAAGAUGGGCAGACAUUGUACACCUGAGCCUUUACAAUCUGAGCGUCAUUCACAAGAAGAAAUACUUUGACUCGGAGUUGGAACUUAUGACAUACAUUAAUGAGAACUGGGAUCGACUGCAGCUCGGCGAGCUUGGAGAAACCCCCAAAUCAGACCGUUAUGGAAGCAUUCUUGAAGCACUGAAUAAUAACCACACCAUGUUCAUGUCAGGGAAAGAGAUAAAGAAGAAGAAACACCUCUUUGGGCUGAGGAUCCGCUUUCCCCCGGCCCCCCAGAACACGGACUCCAGGGUGGACCGGGAGCCCGAGAGGGCCUCCCACGAGAUCAAGAUCAAAGGCCGCAAGUCCACCAAGCCCAUCCCGGAGCCCAGUGAGAUGGGUAAUGGAGUGGUGAAGAAAGGGAAGAGGAAGCACACUGGCGGCCAUUCCUUCGAGACUCUGGCCAAGCUGAGGAGAUCGAGCGAGCACCCGCCCCGGGAUGAUGAAAAGCCCCCGGCAGUGGAGAACCACCCACUGGACCUCCUGGCUUCGAAGAGCAACAGAAGUGAUAAGUCCGUGCCGUCUUCAAGUACCUCAGAUGUGGAAUCCAUCAGUGCCACAAGCACCACUGAAACUACCUCAAGCAUUUCAAGACAGUCCAGCCUGUACAGCGCCAGCAGGACCCGCACGGGCCGGCUCUGGCCAAUCACGCAGCCCUCUGUCCUGAGGAGGGGGCGGAGGCGGGGCCGCCCCCGGCGGGCCCUGCAGCCGCCCAACCCGGAGAUCCCGGCACACGAGCCGGAGCCGGCCGAGCCCUGCCCGCUGCCGGGCCUCAACACGGACAUUGUGCACAGCCUGGACCAGGACACGCAGCUCAGCCACCUCAAGAGCUCCAUCACCAGCUACUUCGGCGCGGCCGGCCGCAUGGCCUGCGGGGAGAAGUACCGCGUGCUGGCCCGCCGCGUCACCCUGGACGGCAAGGUCCAGUACCUGGUGGAGUGGGAGGGCGUGACCGCCUCGUAAGCCCUGGCGUCUGCGACGGGAGAGUGAGGCGGCGCGAACGCCCAAAAUGGGAGGGGCCGCCACCUGUCAGUCGGUCUCCAAUUGACACGCGUGGUUGGCUCCGCCCAUUUUGGGGUCGACGAGGCUCGACUCUUUCCAUUGCUACCCCUGCGUUUAGCUUUCCUCUUGGGGGUCAGUAGUGCUACCGAGAAGGGAUCUGUUGUUUUUUGUGGUUGUUUUUUUUUCUUUUCCGAGUGCCCAGUGCUAGGUUUAACGCACUGGGGUCAGACACGUUGGAUGAAUGUAAACUGAGACAGGAGUGUUGUUUGCAACUUUGCUUUCUUUUCUCUUCUGAGACAGAAUUGGGGGAGGGGGAGGGCUGGGCUAGGAUGCCAGCCAGAUUGACAGCUGCAGUAAACUGCUGGGAUGUGGUCGUGAGCCUUCAAGAAGAAGCAAACCACAAGGCAUCUCAAUUGCUGCAAAAGUAUUGUAUUGUACCCUUUUAAUGCAGUUCGUUCUGGUUUUAUUCUACUUUAUGAAUAUGCCUUGCCGUUUUAUUUUCCUUCUUGAUUGCACACGUGUUCUCAGUUGGUUAAUCUGAGGUGUUACUCUGUUUUGAAUGCAAAACCCAAUUUCCCCCUGGGGCAAAAAUCUGUGUUUCAUUAAAGGUCCCUUUCAGUCCCAGAAUUAACCUGAAAACAAGGCAUUUUUGUUCAUUUUUGCCUGGAGUUCUGGAAUGUCGUGGCUGAUAAUAAGCAGUAUUAUUUCCGUGUAUUUGUCUUCUCGUCAGACUUCUCAAAUUGGGUUUUCCUCACGACCAGGUCAGUUUGAACUGAUUCUGAUAGUCCGGCUUUUGAACAAGUUGUAAACGGCUAAAUUCUUAUGCCGGGAGGAGAAACAUUUUCCUUUUGUAUUUAAGCUAUUUUACAAACGGUUGUAACCGCAGCUUUCACUUAAUUUCACUGAGGUGCUCUUAAAUGUCUGUUUGAGGGACAGCUUAAAAAUUAUGAGAGCAUAUGCAAUCACCAGGUUCUGCUUAAAUACACACAUCUGGAAAACAUGCCAUUUCAGACAGGACCUUCACAGCCAUGAAGGCAGUAGUUUUGAACGCGGAGGAUCUUUGCGAUCCGCUUUUCUCCUUUGUUCUUCGCGGCCGUGUUCAGCUGUUCUCAAAAUGUACACUGUACGCAAAAACUCAAGGAAUCAAUUUUUAAGUUGAGUUCCGUUAUUGGUUCAGUGUGUAGUCUUUGCAUUUUUUUUUUAUCCGUUUCCUAUGCAACUCAAUAUUCAAGGAACUGACUUUUUGGUUGGUUUGUCAACAAUUUAGCCAUACCUUUGCUUCAGGAACACAUUGCAAUAUUUUACAGUUACAAUUUUCUCAGGCUUUGUAAUUACUGGUGCUAUCUAAUGCUUUCAACGAAAAAAAAAAAAAAGAAUUGUGCACUUACAUUCAGACUUGUACUGAUACAGCCAAGCUCGCCCACAGAUCUCUCAGGAUACCAUCACCUUAAAAUUCACUGUAAGAGUCCCAGUUGAGAUGACGUUGAGCUAGGAGUUUUUUUUAAAUUUUUAUUAUUUUUCAUGGCCAGGAUAAAUGUACAAGCUUAGAUGUGGAAUGUAAAGCUAUGUUGAAGAGGCUAAACAUUGACUAUGUUGUCAAUAUUUCGGUGACCUUUGAGUUUUGCAUAAGCAUUACUUAAUUAAUGGAAUUAAUUCCCUGGAAGUUUGAUUUUAAAAAAGAUUUUGAAGUUCUGGCCAUUUGUAGUUUGUUCAUAAUUGUAAUGUGAACUUGGCCCACUUACAAUCAGAUUGAUGUAAUUCUUUGAUUACUUUUUCUUGCCAGAAUCUCUUUUCUGAUAGUAAGUGUAAUUUUUCUGUUGUAUCUAUGCGUUUGGGUGUAGAUGUGUCAUUUACUGUAUUAAAGAUGAGGACGUUUCCACUUGAGGGAGCAGUGUUGAUUGAACCUUGACAUUGAUACCUCUUAAAUUAAAAUGACUUUGUAUAAAUAUAAAUAUAAAUAUAUAUAUAAACAAAAAUAUGUAAAGAAGCUUUCUCCCCUGUCUGUUGGUGUGCCAGUGUUAGACUAAAGCUUUCUGUUUUCUACUGGCUUUGAACAGGCUUCUUCAGCCAAAGAAUAAAUCUUCUUUUAAAAGUA